Molecule: messenger RNA, 1494 nt
Organism: Postia placenta MAD-698-R-SB12
Lineage: Eukaryota; Fungi; Basidiomycota; Agaricomycetes; Polyporales; Adustoporiaceae
Exons: 12
Coding region: 1-1494 (497 amino acids)
Biological process (GO): proteolysis
Cellular component (GO): fungal-type vacuole
Molecular function (GO): serine-type carboxypeptidase activity
Source: RefSeq, a predicted model, not a curated record
AUGCUGGCUCUUCUAGCACUUCUAUUCGGCUUGCUCCAGAGUGUUUCAAGCAAUGUGCAGCAUACGUUCUCUUUGAAUCCGAAUAGCUCGCUCUGGACCUACAAUUCGUCUCGAGAAGUCUUUAAGGCUAGGAACCCAUCGCCCUCGUAUCUGUCGUCCGUUACAUCUGAGCACUACUUCACCUCGCUGUUACACCCUGCUUUCCCUUCUUACCAAAUCCGAGUCAAGAAGAGCGCGUUCUGCGACCCGACCGUGAAUGUGUAUACCGGAUACCUUGACGUAGAUUAUGGUGCCAAGCACCUCUUUUUCUACUUCUUCGAGAGUAGGAGGAAUCCCGCUAAAGACGAUGUGAUGAUGUGGAUCAAUGGUGGUCCUGGAUGUUCUUCAUCCAUGGGCCUUCUCAUGGAACUUGGACCAUGCAGUAUUGACAUGGACAAUGUGUCAGCAAAUGGUACUGUCUGGAAUCCAUACUCCUGGAAUGCCGAGGCAAAUAUCUUCUUCCUCGAUCAGCCCAUCGGCGUCGGCUUCUCAUACGCAGACUUUGGCGAGACUAUUGAGACGACCGAGCAUGCAGCUCAAAAUGUGCAUGCAUUCAUAUCUAUUUUCUUCGAGACAUUCCCUCAGUUUACCGGACGUGCGCUGCAUCUGUCCGGGGAGUCAUACGGGGGCCGUUACUUGCCAGCGUUUGCCAGCUACAUCUACGAUCAAAACCAAAUUCUUAAGGCCACGGGUAAAGAACCCCUCAACCUUCAGAGCGUGCUUAUCGGUAAUGGAAUAACUGAUAUUUCAACACUCUACCCUGGCCGCUACGAGAUAGAGUGUGGUUUAGCCGCCCUUGAAGUUCCCUUUCAGAAAAUCAGUACAUGUGUACGCAUGAAGAUGGCGCUUUCUCGCUGUCAGGAUGCUAUGACGAAGCACUGUGUCGACUCAUUUGACUCCAUGAAUUGCAGAGCUGCCGUCAGCUUUUGUGACUCGGAGAUGAGCACAGGUUACUGGGCCAGUGGCCGAAAUGUUUAUGAUAUCUCUAAGAUGUGCGAGGGCGACGAUCUCUGCUACAAGGAGAAUACCGUGAUCAAGCACUUCCUCGAUCAGCCUGCUACGCGCGAGCUGCUUGGCGUUCAAUCGCCAAACAACUUCUCCGCCUGCAAUCGCGAGGUUGGCACGAACUUCAACCUGCACAUGGACAAAUGGGCGGUCCCUUCACAGCAUUACGUAGCGGGCCUGCUCGAGCGUGGUAUCCGCAUGCUGAUCUACGCGGGGACCUACGACUGGCAGUGCAACUGGGUCGCGAACAAGUUAUGGGUGGACAAACUUGAUUGGCUCGCGCGGGAUGCAUACAACGCGGCGGAAUGGCGUGAUUGGGUCGUCAAUGGGAGGAAGGCGGGUGAGACGAAAAAGGCGGGGAUGCUGACAUUCGCAACAAUCCGCGGCGCGGGGCAUAUGAUGAAGGCACAGGCUAUGGUGUCGAGGUGGCUCGCACAGCGAGAGCUGUGA